Messenger RNA from Acanthoscelides obtectus, 2449 nucleotides. Lineage: Eukaryota; Metazoa; Arthropoda; Insecta; Coleoptera; Chrysomelidae. The record is from the annotation of a GenBank genome assembly.
CAAACACAUGACAUCUCGUGUGGGAACGUAACGAACCAUGUUUCCAACUUUGUAAGGUCCUUUGACGCGGGUCAAAUUUACCGACAAGAGCCCGAACGUGCCAUGUGGCGAACGUUGGACACAUGCAAUUCGUCAGCGCUCUCCCACACGAUGUGGGAGCGGUUCUGGGCAACCAGGACCAGAACCAGGACUGACAGAUUCGACUAACGUACAUCAGACAGUGACUAAUGGGCAAAGGUCCUACGGACCGCCCAGACAAAUAAAUGACGAAUAGUGGGAGCGGUUUUACCCCUCGAUUCUUUUGCUCUUGAGCAAUCCUGUCAUCUUCAGCUUGCACCAAGCUAGUCUAACAAAAAAGAAGCACGCGACGUCUGUGACCGGCCUAAUGCAAGUAAUUUGACGUUUCGUGCAAAUGUCCCUUGUUUAUCUUUUCAGGUUAGAAAUUAUGGUAAAAAUCGUCAAAAGAGCAAAAUGUUUCCUAAAAGCAAAUGAAUUGGAUUCUUUUAAGUUUCUUUCUUGUCAAUUGACGGACACAAGCAAGGAAUGUAAGACUGGUACUAUACAUGCCAUAUAAUUAGGAAAGAAUUGAUUAUAGUGGGAGCCCAGAGACAAGAAAACCAAACAAUGUGCAUUACUGUACUAAGAAAAAUCUGCCAUUGGGGCCCUCUCACUGCCAUAGGGAUCAUUAAAUUAGUUACUGCAAUGACUAUUCAUUGUAUGAAUAUGUUGUGGCCAAAAGAAACAUUAGGUGGUAAACUAAAUUAUGGAAUUUUCAUUAUAUUAUCAGGGUUAACUCUCUUCAAUUUUUUGUCAUCAAUGUACCAUGGAGCUGGAUAUUUGCCACUUAAUUGGAGACCUUGUAAAGAAGAAGACUGCCAAUUUUUGCAAAUGUGUGGGGUUUGUGAUGGGUAUAAGGCCCCUAGAUCACAUCACUGUAGAAAAUGUGGUAGAUGCGUACUGAAGAUGGACCAUCAUUGCCCAUGGAUUAACAACUGCGUAGGCUGGGGCAACCAUGCCCAUUUCACGUGCUUUCUAUUGUCCGCCACCCUCGGAUGUGCUCAGGCGGCAGUCAUCCUCUGUAUUUCCUUGUACCACUCCAUAUACUACAGAACAGCCCCUCAGUUGAUCGGUCAACCAAGAGUCCACUUGGGGCUCUAUGGUACCAUCCUGUGUGUAUUUGCACUUGGUUUUUCUAUCGGGGUCGUUAUUGCCGUCGGUAUGCUGUUGUGGCUUCAGGUUCGAGCGAUAAUCCGUAAUCGCACUGGAAUUGAGGAUUGGAUACUGGCAAAAGCAAACUUCCGUAGAUCAGAAGCUACUGCAAAUAGUAGUAGUAGUAGUGAUGCAAAUAUGGGGGAACGUUUUGUUUUUCCAUACGAUCUAGGAAUACGCAGAAAUAUCCAGCAAGUGAUGAACUGGACCUGCCAACCUGUUGGAGACGGCAUCCAUUGGCCAGUGCAAUAUGGAUGUGACCAAUACACAUUAACCAGAGAGCAGUUAGCACAAAAGAACGAAAAAAGGCUGAAAACACGUUUGUACACCAUAUUUAGACCAGUUUCGGGGUAUUGGUUUCCGAUAUUCAGCCAUGGGAUUCGGGUUUGCUUGAAUUUUCCGUGCACAGAUGAACCAAGGAUAAAACUGGCCAUAGGAGAUAAAGUUCAGGUUACCAGAUGGAGAAAACAUUGGUUAUUUGGAGAACUUGUACAGCAGCGUGAUGAAAUAAGUACGGAAGAAAGAAACAGAUAUGAUACAUCAGAAAGAGUAAGAGGAUGGUUCCCCAGGAGAUGUGCCGUUGAAACCAAUCGUGUGAACUAUAAAAAUGGAGUCAGCUCUCAAAACAACAAGAAGAUCGACUGACGUUUAGAGUCAGAGGGUAAAAACACGGUAUCCUUAUUAUGGGCAAGACUCCUCGAUGGGGUUUCCAGGAGGUGGAAUAUGCACCAGAAUAUGAAAAGGAAUGUCAACGCACAAAGCAAGGAAAAGAAAGAAGAAAAUGCUACAUCGUUACUGCGGAAAACCAAGUAAUGUCCUGUGAUGGAUGGGAAUGAAAAUAACGUGCCAUGAGUACCAUAAAAUGUAAAUAAAUACAAGUAGUUAUUACUUCAGCACGUCUCAAGGAGUCGAAAAAAAAAGCCUCUGCUAAUAAAAGUGGGAAGGAUCUCAAAGUGCUGAAUAUAUGCAGCCAGUUGUAAAUGUAACUAUGCCAAAAAUACAACGUGCAAAAGAAUCUUUAAACAAUUUUUUAACGAGUUCUUUAUUAUCAUUAUAUCAGACUUCAUGGAUAAGUAUUUGCACACAAUUAAAUUUAAUCAUGUGUAUAAUUGUAUGGGAGAUUCCUGGAACGAGAAAAAUGCUUUAAAACUGAAUGAUUUGAAUUAUUGUACCGUGUGUUUAAUAUUUAUUGCUUUAUAAUUUAUGUAGCAAAAUUAAAAAACAAGAAUUUAUUUCGUCC